Lepus europaeus (European hare) is the source of this 942-nucleotide messenger RNA. RefSeq names its product olfactory receptor 4F3/4F16/4F29-like. Gene Ontology annotation, biological process: G protein-coupled receptor signaling pathway. The record is from RefSeq and is a predicted model, not a curated record. The transcript has 2 exons. Bases 1 to 942 code for a protein of 313 amino acids. Gene Ontology annotation, molecular function: olfactory receptor activity; G protein-coupled receptor activity. Gene Ontology annotation, cellular component: membrane. Lineage: Eukaryota; Metazoa; Chordata; Mammalia; Lagomorpha; Leporidae.
AUGGAUGUGGCAAAUCACUCUGUUGUGUCGGAGUUUGUAUUCCUGGGGCUCAUGGAUUCAAGGGAGAUCCAACUUUUCCUCUUUUUGUUUUCCUCCAUGUUUUAUGUAGCAAGCACGACAGGAAACUCCCUCAUUAUGCUCACUGUGACCUUUGACCUUCACUUACACUCCCCCAUGUACUUUCUGUUGGCCAAUCUCUCUUUCAUUGACUUGGGUGUUUUUUCAUCUGUCAUUUCCCCCAAGAUGAUUUAUGACCUCUUCAGAAAGCACAAAGUCAUCUCCUUUGGAGGUUGCAUUGCUCAGAUCUUCUUCAUCCAUGUCAUCGGUGGUGUGGAGAUGGUGCUGCUCAUAGCCAUGGCCUUUGACAGAUACGUGGCCAUUUGUAAACCCCUCCAUUAUCUGACUAUCAUGAGCCCACGAAUGUGUGUCUUCUUUUUAGUGGCUGCCUGGGUGGUUGGCCUUCUGCACUCUGUGGUUCAAUUGGUUUUUGUAGUAAACCUACCCUUCUGUGGUCCCCAUGUGUUGGACAGCUUCUACUGUGACCUUCCUCGGUUCAUCAGACUUGCUUGCACAGACACCUACCAACUGGAGUUCAUGGUCAUGGCCAACAGUGGAUUCAUCUUAGUGGGCUCCUUCCUCCUACUGAUCAUUUCCUAUGUUGUCAUCAUUCUCACUGUUCACAAACACUCAUCAGCUGGUUCAUCCAAGGCUUUGUCCACACUUUCAGCCCACAUCAGUGUGGUAGUCUUGUUCUUUGGUCCACUGAUAUUCUUCUAUACCUGGCCAUCUCCUUCUACACACUUGGAUAAGUUUCUUGCCUUCUUUGAUGCAGUUCUUACUCCUGUUUUGAAUCCUAUGAUUUACACAUUCAGGAAUCAAGAAAUGAAGGCAGCGAUGAGGAGAGUGUGUAGACAGCUAGUGAGUUACAGGAAGAUCUCCUAG